This is a messenger RNA of Acanthopagrus latus (yellowfin seabream), 1040 nucleotides long. It is a transcript of the gene tcima, whose product is annotated as transcriptional and immune response regulator a. Bases 163 to 465 code for a protein of 100 amino acids. The transcript has a single exon. Lineage: Eukaryota; Metazoa; Chordata; Actinopteri; Spariformes; Sparidae. Gene Ontology annotation, cellular component: nucleus; cytosol. Gene Ontology annotation, molecular function: Notch binding. The record is from RefSeq and is a predicted model, not a curated record. Gene Ontology annotation, biological process: negative regulation of Notch signaling pathway; endothelial cell activation involved in immune response.
UGCCGAGCCUCGGCUGUGUUGCGCUCACUCUGCUCUCAGAUCAGCCGCUGCUGCUGCUGCUGCUCACCGCUGCGCACCUGACAACUCAUCCGCAGCGAGUUGGAGGCGCCACACACGGAGCACCGAGUCAUCCGGCAGCAGACACACACACACACAGCCAGCAUGUCGUCCUACGUGACCUCAGAGUGCCGCCGGGUCAGCCCCUCGGUCCACGGCAACAAGUUCGACACGGCGCACCGCAAGAAGGCCUCGGCCAACAUCUUCGAGAACGUCAACCAGGACGCGCUGAUGAGGCUCUUCCAGAAAACCGGUGACAUGAAGGCGGAGGAGCGAGUGAGGAGCAUCUUCUCCUACACCCAGGACCCGGAGGAGACGGCCCGGGCCCUGAUGGCGCUGAAGCAGCGCAAGAAGGACAAGUUCCUGCAGAUCGCCGGGAUGCUCCGGCAGCUGCUCAAGAUGCGCUGACCGGGAGCGCGUCCAGCCUUCCUGUCUGUCUGUCGGCUCCACUGCGUGAGCCGAGCGUGAAAACACUCCCGAUGUGACCGGGUCUCCCGCGCUGUCGCCUGGGAAAAAAACGGAGAGCGAUGCGCUCCCGGAGGAGCGGAGCACCGAGGCGCAGCAGCCGGACGGAGGUCCUGCAGCCCGGAGCGGAGCAGAGAGGCUCCUGGGACAACACGAGCUGUCUGAACAUGGGAAUACGAAGCAGCACGAACACGUCUUCCCCUGAGACUUGAACCCGAUGAACGCAUUCCUGUCGGAUGCCUGACUGUGAAGCAGCACCUUGUACAGGUGUCGCCUCCAUCACCUCGGCGGUGCGGCUGAAGAUGGAGGCGCACAGCUGCAAACACCAGACUUUAAUAGUGCCGAACAACCUGAAUGCCUGUCCUGAACACACGCCUUUGUUUUCUAUGAACACUGUUCAUUAGUGGCCACUAAUGUGUUGCUGUUGUUGUUGUCACUAACUGUUGCAGCACGAUGAUUUGUGCUCCUUUUGUUUGUCCUUUUUUAAUAAAUUAUUACAUUGUCUACAUAAAACUGAA